AGAGAUAAUGGAGUUGAAGAAGCGAUUGUAUAAAUCGUACAAGAGUAGGAAGCUGGGCUUGGCAUCGACGAAAACGCGUCGUAGAAACGCUCAGCUUAAUCGUUGAGAACACAUUAAUAUUUUAUUUUGUGGUGUAUUCAUUAGUUGAUAUAUUUUAAUAUGAGUUCGGAUCCGUUAGAUUCUUGUUUAAAUGAGCUUGAAAAUACCUUUUCCAAAUUAUCCAAAGAUAAAUCAAAUACUUGCGAGAAUUUACAAAAAUGUAUGAAAUUAAUUGAGGAGAUUAAGGAUUCGUUGGCGAAGGUCAGGUUAAGCUCCGAAUUUAUGACCCGAGACCAUCUCCUGAAGAUGAGGAAGUUUUUUGAACUUUACGCCCUUGUUUGCCUCGAACUAAACGACACCGAAGGCUUCAAAUGCGCCUACUCACAACUACACCCGCUCUACUUCGAUUUCUCACACUUGUUGUUGCGGAGUGACCGUAUGAGUUAUGUGUUGAGUAUGUGGAUGUUGCAUUUGGUGAGUGAGAAUAAGAUUGGGGACUUGUAUAUGUUACUGGAGCGGAUUCCGGCGGAUUUGAAGAAGGACGAGAAAAUCCUCUUUGUGAUAAAUUUGGAACGUCUGAUGAUGGAGGGGAAUUUGGGGAAACUCCUGGACUUGAAUGAUAACUCCAAUGAGUACCACAGGAUCAUCGCAGCGACCUAUAGGAAUAAAAUCGCCUCCGCCAUGGAACUCAGCUACAAACAACUCGACAUGGACUACAUCAUCAAAACACUCAAACUCAAAAAUAAACAAGAGUUGUUGGAUUUUAUAUCGUAUUACAACCAGUUUAAGCUUCAGUCAGACACGACUUCUGUACCCUGGAAAGUGCUGGAGGACGCUGUGGUAUUCCAAAAUGACUCUGUCGUAAAGCAUAAAAUACCAUCCAAAGAGCUCCUAAACAACUCCCUAAAGUACCUAAACGAUCUCGAAAAGAUUGUCUAACCCCUCUUAACACUUAAUUACACUAUUAACACUAUAAUAAUACUAUAAUAAUAA
This is a messenger RNA of Theileria parva strain Muguga, 1032 nucleotides long. RefSeq names its product SAC3/GANP/Nin1/mts3/eIF-3 p25 family protein. Bases 160 to 978 code for a protein of 272 amino acids. Gene Ontology annotation, cellular component: proteasome regulatory particle, lid subcomplex; nucleus; cytosol. Lineage: Eukaryota; Apicomplexa; Aconoidasida; Piroplasmida; Theileriidae. Gene Ontology annotation, biological process: proteasome-mediated ubiquitin-dependent protein catabolic process. The transcript is spliced from 4 exons. The record is from RefSeq and is a predicted model, not a curated record.